AUUGGGUUUGGCCCAAUCAACCAACUACAAAAGCGAACACAAAACCCCAGUAUUUCCCAAGCGAAAGCCGUUUUCUUCUCUUGGUUCGCUGCGGAUUGAGAAAUCCCAUCUGAAACCCGGACACCAACAACAAAGGAAUGAGCAGAUCACAAGGGCCUUCAGCCCUUAAACGGAAGCGCUUGGAUUCGCAAUCUGGAUCUUUGACAGAGCAUGAAAGCAAACUCUAUGAUGCCAUCCGCAGCAAGACAGAUAUGGGCAUGUCUCUACAAGACUUGAGGCGAGAAACAGGACUCCAGAACAAUUUAUUUACCAAGGCCAUCAAAACACUUCAAGCCAAACAACUGAUAAAAGAGGUUAAAAAUUUUGAAAACAAGACGAGGAAACAUUACAUGGCUACAGAGUUUGAGCCCUCGAAGGAGAUAACUGGUGGUGCUUGGUAUGAUAAUGGACAGUUUGAUACCGAGUUUAUAAAGGUUGUAAAAAGAGAGUUGGUGAAGGUCAUUUAUGAUCAGGAGAAUGCUACCUUGGCGGAAAUUUCUCAAGCAAUUAGAAUGAAGAAUUUUCUAACUGUUAACUUAUCCGACCAGGAAUUGAAGCAGAUUCUGGAUGCUUUGGUUUUGGACAAUGAGGUCCUGAAGGUGGUGAGCACUGGGAUGGGGGGUUAUAAAGCUGGGAAAGAGUGUUAUAAGUGCUGCAAGAGAAGGGAACCAAACUUAGCGUCCAUGGCUUCCAUUCCAUGCGGAGUCUGUCCGCGUAUUAACCAAUGUACCCCAGAUGGCAUUAUUUCCCCAACCACCUGUGAAUACUUUAAAAAAUGGUUGGAGUUCUGAACUGACAUGCUCUCAAUGCUUUUGGAGGUUUUCCUUCUAUCGCCUAAGAUGAAGUUCUGCAGAAGCUCGGUGCCUCUAAUUCUUUUUGCUUAUGAAGUUUAAGACAUCAUAAUGUCUCUUUGUAUAUGAAUCUCUUUGUACUUGUUUCAAUUUUCAAGUCGGGUUGAAUUUUCAAUGAAAGUUAUAAUCUUUAUGAAUCAACCUUCAGUUAAGUUAAUUUAAUAACUGCAGAGUUGGUUUCCUA
Rosa chinensis is the source of this 1074-nucleotide messenger RNA. RefSeq names its product DNA-directed RNA polymerase III subunit rpc6. NCBI's taxonomy places the organism in Eukaryota, Viridiplantae, Streptophyta, Magnoliopsida, Rosales, Rosaceae. The record is from RefSeq and is a predicted model, not a curated record. Bases 138 to 830 code for a protein of 230 amino acids. The transcript is spliced from 2 exons. Gene Ontology annotation, biological process: transcription by RNA polymerase III. Gene Ontology annotation, cellular component: RNA polymerase III complex.